AUGGCUCUUCUCUCCUUACGUUUGGCAUCUUCAAUUGCGAGACAAUUACCGAAUAAUACGAUUCAGGUAAUAUAAAAAAAUAAUAUCUUCUUAGUAGUAAUUUGUUUAUGAGAAAAUAUUUAAAUGGAACAUGCCGACAUUUUUCAUUUUGCAAUAACCACACGUACUCAUACAAGCAAUUAUUUAUAUUUUUAUUUUUAAACAAAUAAAACGUCUCUUAUUAAUUACAAUCGCUUUUAUUGAAAUUUUAUGACAAUUGGAAUAUGUGUCACAAAUUUUUUUCUCUGUACAAUAGAUUACAUAAACAGAAUAGUGCCAAGUUAUGUAAUAAGUAUUUGGGUAGCAUAUUUUUACAGUAUAUAAUAACAACUCGUUUUAAUUUUAUAUUAUAGAUCAAAUGGCCUCUUAGUAUAGCCUCUUGCAAAUACCAUGUAUCUUGCAGUCGACGCUCUGCUGAAAUUUCUUCCAUUUUGGAAGAACGUAUUCUUGGUUCAGCCCCUAAGACCAAUCUUGAGGAAACUGGAAGAGUGCUUAGCAUUGGUGAUGGUAUUGCCCGUGUUUAUGGUCUGAAAAAUAUUCAGGCAGAUGAGAUGGUGGAAUUCAGUUCAGGGUUAAAAGGCAUGGCUUUAAAUUUAGAGCCAGACAAUGUUGGUGUUGUCGUUUUUGGUAAUGAUAGACACAUUAAAGAAGGUGACAUUGUUAAACGUACUGGAGCUAUUGUUGAUGUUCCGGUUGGAGAAGAAUUGCUGGGACGUGUUGUAGAUGCAUUAGGUAAUCCUAUUGAUGGUAAAGGACCACUUAAUAACAAGUUGAGAUUCCGUAUUGGUACUAAAGCACCUGGCAUUAUUCCUAGGGUGUCUGUGCGAGAACCUAUGCAAACUGGAAUCAAAGCUGUAGAUUCUUUAGUACCUAUUGGUCGUGGUCAACGUGAAUUAAUCAUUGGGGACAGACAAACUGGGAAAACUGCACUUGCUAUUGACACAAUUAUCAAUCAAAAACGAUUUAAUGAUGCUGGAGAUGAGAAAAAAAAGUUGUACUGUAUUUAUGUUGCUAUUGGUCAGAAAAGAUCCACUGUUGCACAAAUAGUAAAACGUUUGACAGAUAGUAAUGCUAUUAAUUAUACUAUUAUUGUUUCUGCAACUGCCUCUGAUGCAGCGCCUCUUCAAUAUUUGGCUCCAUACUCUGGAUGUGCAAUGGGAGAAUUCUUCAGAGAUAAUGGAAAGCAUGCUUUAAUUAUUUAUGACGAUUUAUCGAAACAAGCUGUUGCUUAUCGACAGAUGUCUUUAUUGUUAAGACGACCACCAGGUCGUGAAGCCUAUCCUGGUGAUGUAUUCUAUCUCCACUCUCGUCUUCUUGAACGAGCAGCAAAGAUGAAUGAAAGUUUGGGAGGUGGUUCAUUAACAGCUUUGCCUGUUAUUGAAACACAGGCUGGUGAUGUGUCUGCUUAUAUUCCCACUAAUGUCAUUUCCAUUACUGAUGGACAAAUUUUCUUAGAAACUGAAUUGUUCUAUAAGGGUAUUCGUCCUGCGAUUAAUGUAGGUUUAUCAGUAUCUCGUGUCGGUUCUGCUGCCCAGACUAAGGCUAUGAAACAGGUUGCUGGGUCUAUGAAGUUGGAAUUGGCUCAAUAUCGUGAAGUAGCAGCGUUUGCGCAAUUCGGUUCCGAUUUGGAUGCUGCAACCCAGCAAUUGCUGAAUCGUGGUGUCAGAUUGACAGAACUUCUAAAACAGGGACAAUAUGUACCCAUGGCUAUUGAAGAACAAGUAGCUGUUAUCUACUGUGGUGUCCGAGGAUAUCUUGAUAAAAUGGAACCCACUAAAAUCACAGCUUUUGAAAAAGAAUUCCUCGCCAAUAUUAGAACUAACCAACGAGACCUCCUAAAUACUAUUGCUAAAGACAACACAAUUAGUGAAGCUUCUGAUGCAAAAUUGAAGCAAGUUGUCACCGACUUCCUUGCUUCCUUCUCA
Heterotrigona itama is the source of this 1964-nucleotide messenger RNA. Lineage: Eukaryota; Metazoa; Arthropoda; Insecta; Hymenoptera; Apidae. The record is from the annotation of a GenBank genome assembly.